AACAAUUGUUUUGCAAAUCCGUAGUAAAAAAAUAGUGUAACACAAUGAACAAUAAAACCAAUGCACCGGUAGAUACAAAAAACACUAAAUCUCGUUCAUCGGACGCUAAUCAGUGCUCAAUAUGUUUGGAAACCAUUGAGAACAGGUGUCGGUCAAACAUAUGUGACCAUCAAUUUUGUUUGCAAUGUUUGCAUCAUUGGUCUACUGAACACAAUCGAUGUCCAGUUUGUCGCCAAGAGUUUACCGAAAUUUGGCAUAACUUUAGAGGAGACAAUGCAACAACAACAACGAAAACAAUGGCCACCGAACACGACACCAUACCAGURCCCAAUAGAGAGCGAGAGUUGAACUUUGGUGGUGSUGGUGGUGGUCUAAUAGUUUUUGCACCGCUCAUGUUUGGCCAAAUGUUUGGUAUGAUGGAUGAUCAUGACCAGCGUAUAUUUGACCUUAUGAGACAGGACAGGGAUAUGUUGAAUACCGGGCCCAGCAGUGCYGACUCCACUGAAACACUGCUCGAUGGUAAUAGUCGAUUGGUAGCGGCGCCGCCUGACGCAGCAGCCGAUCAGCCCAAUCAUGUCCAGUACCGUAUAGUUGGUCCCAAUUCGGUACAGAAUAUAGAAAUCUCGGCGACCAAUGGAGAGAACGGUACGGUGCGAACCAUGCGAUCGGUGACUUUCAGCUGGUCUGGUAAUAACAAUCAACAAUCAAUGAACAAUAUGUACGACAACAACGACAACAAUAUUAACUUCAAUGCAAUCGACAGCAACAGUAGUUUWGAUGGCACUAAUAGGCUGCCAUUAGAUGAAACGGAUCGACAGUUGCAGGCUAUUCGCCAACAGAGGCGCGAAAUGUUUUACAGAAACCGUAACCAUCGGAUAAACCCGUUUCCCGACAUUUUGCCGACAUCGAUACAAACGCCUGGUGCUCAGUAUAAUCAUCAAAAUAUGUUUCAAAGAGCAACAAUUGGUCCGCGUGUUAUGCGACAAAACUAUUGGCGACAACAGCGACAACAGCGCCGAUACCAUCCAUACCGACGAGAAGUCGAAGAUAUGCAUCGAGCGACCGGACGAGCGAUAGGUCGUCGAUYCGUCAGWCUUGGCCACWGGUCAUCAGCGGCACCGCCGCCGCCGUCAACUAAUCGCUCAUUUGGGACCGYAUCAGAUGACAGUAAAUAUGAUAGCGAUCUGUCCGAUAGUGAUAGYAGUAAUUAUAGAGAUGAUAGUUAUGACAGUAAUGAUGGACAACAAUCGGGUCAUUACUGAAAAAGUUCCAAUAGUUAUAUCGUAUAGU
This is a messenger RNA of Oppia nitens, 1290 nucleotides long. RefSeq lists its product as uncharacterized. NCBI's taxonomy places the organism in Eukaryota, Metazoa, Arthropoda, Arachnida, Sarcoptiformes, Oppiidae. The coding region runs from base 45 to 1262 and encodes 405 amino acids. The record is from RefSeq and is a predicted model, not a curated record. The transcript has a single exon. Gene Ontology annotation, molecular function: ubiquitin protein ligase activity. Gene Ontology annotation, biological process: protein polyubiquitination; protein monoubiquitination.